AUGGCCACCGCUGGGGGCGGCUCUGUGGCCGACCCGGGAAGUAGGAGUCUUCUUCGCCUUCUGUCUUUCUGCGUUCUACUGGCAGGUUUGUGCGAAGGAAACUCAGUGGAGAGGAAGAUCUACAUCCCCUUAAAUAAAACAGCUCCCUGUGUCCGUCUGCUUAAUGCUACCCAUCAGAUUGGCUGCCAGUCUUCCAUUAGUGGCGACACAGGGGUUAUCCACGUAGUAGAGAAGAAAGAGGACCUGCAGUGGGUGUUGACUGACGGCCCUAACCCCCCUUACGUGGUUCUGCUAGAGGGCACACUCUUUACCAGGGAUGUGAUGGAGAAGCUGAAGGGGAGAUCCGGCCGAAUUGCUGGUCUUGCAGUGUCUUUAGCCAAGCCCAGUCCUGCCUCAGGCUUGUCUCCCAGUGUGCAAUGCCCCAAUGAUGGGUUUGGUGUUUACUCCAACUCUUACGGGUCACAGUUUGCUCACUGCAGAGCCUUUCAGUGGAACAAGGUGGGCGACGGCUUGGCUUAUGAAGACUUCAGUUUCCCCAUUUUUCUUCUUGAAGAUGAAAAUGAAACUAAUGUUGUUAAGCAGUGCUACCGAGAUCACAACCUGGGUCAGAACGGCUCGGCGCCGGCCUUCCCGCUGUGCGCCAUGCAGCUCUUCUCACACAUGCACGCCGUCAUCAGCACCGUCACCUGCAUGCGGCGCAGCUUCAUCCAGAGCUCAUUCAGCAUCAACCCAGAGAUCGUCUGUGACCCACUGUCUGACUACAACGUGUGGAGCAUGCUGAAGCCUAUAAAUGUAUCUGGGACGCUGGAGCCGGACGACAGGGUUGUGGUGGCUGCCACCCGACUGGACAGUCGUUCUUUUUUCUGGAAUGUGGCCCCAGGGGCCGAAAGCGCCGUCGCCUCCUUCGUCACGCAGCUGGCUGCAGCCGAAGCUCUGCAGAAGGCACCUGAUGUGACCACCUUGCCCCGCAACGUCAUGUUUGUUUUCUUCCAAGGGGAAAUCUUUGACUACAUCGGCAGCUCGAGGAUGGUCUACGACAUGGAGAAUGGCAAGUUCCCUGUGCAGCUAGAGAAUAUUGAAGCGUUUGUGGAGCUGGGACAGGUGGCCUUAAGAAACUCACUAGAGCUUUGGAUGCACACAGACCCCAUGUCUCAGAAAAAUGAAACUGUACUAAACCAGGUGGAGGCGCUCCUGAGCACCCUGGAGAAGAGUGGCGCUGCUGUCCCUGCCGUCGUCCUCAGGAGGCUGAACCAGUCCCAGCCUCUGCCACCAUCUUCUCUGCAGCGAUUUCUUCGAGCUCGAAACAUCUCUGGCGUUGUUCUUGCUGACCACUCUGCUUCCUUCCAUAACCUCUAUUACCAAAGCGUUUACGACACUGCGGAGAACAUUAACGUGACCUACCCUGAAGGGCAGAGUCCUGAGGAGGACCUGAACUUUGUGACAGACACAGCCAAGGCUCUGGCAGAUGUGGCCACGGUGCUGGCACGCGCACUGUACCAGCUCGCAGGAGGAACCAGCUUCAGUGACACCAUAGAGGCUGAUCCCCACACGGUUACCCGCCUGCUCUAUGGGUUCCUGGUUAGAGCCAACAACUCGUGGUUCCAGUCUGUUCUCAGGCCGGACCUACGGCCCUACUUGGGUGAUGGGCCUCUUCAGCAUUACAUUGCCGUCUCCAGCCCCACCAACACCACUUACGUUGUACAGUACGCCUUGGCCAACUUGACCGGCAAGGUGAUCGACCUCACCCGGGAGCAGUGCCAGGACCCAAGUCAAGUCCCCACUGAAGACAAGGAUCUGUACGAAUAUGCCUGGGUUCAGGGCCCUUUGGACGCCAAUGAGACAGACCGGCUCCCCCGGUGCGUGCGCUCCACGGCACGCCUGGCCAGGGCCUUGUCCCCUGCCUUUGAGCUGAAGCAGUGGGGCUCCACCGAGUACUCGACAUGGACCGAGAGCCGCUGGAAAGACAUCCGCGCCCGGAUAUUUCUGAUAGCCAGCAAAGAGCUGGAGUUUAUCACCCUGAUAGUGGGCUUCGGCAUCCUCGUCUUUUCUCUCAUCGUCACCUACUGCAUCAAUGCCAAAGCCGAUGUCCUUUUCAUCACUCCCCGGGAGCCAGGAUCUGUGUCUUACUGA
Molecule: messenger RNA, 2130 nt
Organism: Rangifer tarandus platyrhynchus (Svalbard reindeer)
Lineage: Eukaryota; Metazoa; Chordata; Mammalia; Artiodactyla; Cervidae
Source: the annotation of a GenBank genome assembly